AUGGUGCAGGAAUUUGAUGCGGGUCUCGUGCUGCACCAGGAGAGGAUUGCAGUGGAGGAUGUGGACACAGCCUUCUCUGUUUAUCGAAAGCUGUUGCCCGUGACAGCCCGGUGUGCGCGAGAGGUGUUCUCAAUGUAUUUCAGUCCAGCUGGCCUCCCAGAAGGCACGGAGCAGAAAGGAGAAAGCUCCUAUCACUUCAGGAAGCUUCCUUUCGAUGGGGUCAUCCAGCCAGAGUGGCCUGACCCACAGGUGGAGCGCUUCAUUCGCGCAAUGUACUUCCCGCCGUUUGAUGGUGCGGCUGCUCUUGUGGAUGGCCAUCGAAUGCUCGUGGACUCCAUGGAGGCCAAAAGAGUAGACGAAGUACUGCCGAAGGGUGUGUGUCUGUGUGUCACACAUGAGUAG
Symbiodinium pilosum is the source of this 402-nucleotide messenger RNA. The record is from the annotation of a GenBank genome assembly. NCBI's taxonomy places the organism in Eukaryota, Dinophyceae, Suessiales, Symbiodiniaceae.